GAGUCCCACUCCCCAAUCAAAAACCCUGAGCAAUGCUAAGCUAAAAUUUUCAGUUUCUUCAACAAAGAAUACCACCAGGCUCAAGUCAUGCUCUCUCGUUCGCACACAAAAAAAAAGCUUCUUCCUUUCAUAUUCAGCAAGCUUAAAGUUACAACAAAUGAGCCCUUUACUUCACCAUUUCAAGCUCUCUUCUCCACCCACAUUGUUGGAGAGAAACCCAUUCUUGUUAGGGAUUUCAUACAUAGGGCAUUGUACGAUCCGAAACAUGGGUACUUCUCACAAAGGUCAGGUUCAGUUGGUGUGCUCGAGAGGAGCAUAAAGUUCAACCAACUUGAAGGAAGGAAAGCUUAUAUGAAACACUUGGAUAAAAUAUAUAAGCAGAGUGGCAUUGCAUGGUUCACCCCUGUGGAGCUUUUUAAGCCAUGGUAUGCCCAAGGAAUUGCUGAAGCCAUAAUGCGUACAGCAAACCUUUCAGUUCCACUAAAAAUAUAUGAAAUUGGUGGUGGAUCUGGAACUUGUGCAAAGGGAAUAAUGGAUUACAUAAUGUUGAAUGCACCUCCAAGAGUUUACAACAGUAUGACAUACACCUCAGUGGAAAUUAGUCCUGCUUUAGCAGAGAUACAAAAACAGACUGUUGGAGAAGUACAUGGUCACCUAUCAAAAUUUAAAGUAGAACACCGCGAUGCUACUGACAGAAGUGGAUGGGGAGAUGUGGAGCAACAACCAUGUUGGGUAAUAAUGCUUGAGGUGCUUGAUAAUCUUCCGCAUGAUCUUAUCUAUUCUGAAAAUCAAGUUUCCCCAUGGAUGGAAGUAUGGGUUGAGAAACAGCUUGACAGGGAAGGACUAUCAGAACUAUAUAAACCUUUACAAGACUCAUUAAUUAAAUGUUGUCUUGAAAUUCUGGAACUAGAUAAAAGCAAUACCAAUCAAAGCAGUGCUGUUUCAAAAGCAUGGUCUAAAUUGUUUCCAAAACCUCGAAGAUGUUGGCUUCCAACUGGUUGCAUGAAACUGCUAGAGGUUUUACAUGCAGCAUUACCAAAAAUGUCAUUGAUUGCUUCAGACUUCAGUUACCUACCUGAUGUGAAGAUACCUGGUGAAAGAGCUCCACUGGUUUCAACCAAGAAAGAUGGCUGCAGCUCAGAUUACAGCAAUUAUCUGGAUGCAAAGGGUGAGGCCGAUAUCUUCUUUCCUACUGACUUUUGGCUUUUGGAACGCAUUGAUCAUUACUGUUCUGGAUGGCUGAAACUGCAAAAGGAUAAAUCAUCCACUCAGGGGAAGAGGAGGCGCACUAUCACUCUCGACACAUCUUCAUUCAUGGAAGAGUUUGGCUUGCCUUCCAAGACAAGAACAAAAGAUGGAUACAACCCUCUUCUGGAUGACUUCAAAAACACCAAAUUUUAUCUCAGUGUUCCGACACAUAAUAUUAAAUAAAUUGUCAACGUCAGAAAUUCUAAAAUACUGGCCGCUUCACUUUCUGGGAGUAACAGGUUUAGAAUACCUCAAGGCUCAUGAAGUAAUGAGUUUAAUCAGAUGUGUUGUGAGUAGUGUGCUGGUCCCAGUGUUGCCAUUUCUUAGCUAUAUGGUUCUAUUAAAAUUUUUGGACAAUUGGAAGCAAAGUAGUCAGGCAGCUGGCUACUGGUGGGGUACCGGACUGGCUUGCUAUGCAUGCCCAAGAGAUGCCUCAUUGAGAACGAUGCAGAAUAUCAGGAGUUCUGGAGACUUGAAGAAACUUAAAAGUUUCAAUUUUUCUCCUCAUCUGAAUCAAAGAAGCUUCUAUUUUUUGUUCAUUUAUUUCAACCACAAGAAUAAAGAAACAAUAAUAAUCUAACCUUUUGCAUAGAAGAAAGAAUUAUAAAUUGCUUUCAUGUACACUGACGAAAGUUUUGAAUUAAUAGAGAGCUGGAACAUUGGCCUGGAA
This is a messenger RNA of Theobroma umbraticum, 1918 nucleotides long. RefSeq names its product NADH dehydrogenase ubiquinone complex I, assembly factor-like protein (DUF185). Gene Ontology annotation, molecular function: protein-arginine omega-N symmetric methyltransferase activity. NCBI's taxonomy places the organism in Eukaryota, Viridiplantae, Streptophyta, Magnoliopsida, Malvales, Malvaceae. Gene Ontology annotation, cellular component: mitochondrion. The record is from RefSeq and is a predicted model, not a curated record.